GAAUUGAGAACUCAAAGAUUUGUUGGCAGCUAAAAAGCUGUGAUAGCACAUUAAAGAGAGUUCAAGAAAGAACUUUACAGAGACAGAAAGAGAGAGAAAGGUUGAGGAAAAUGGUGAAUAAUGCAAUUCUUCAUCAUCAAACUUCACCACUGCUUCUCUUUCAAUGUUGUUCAUCGUCUUACUCUUCUCCUUCUCCUCAAAUCCCCAGGGGACUGCCUGGAAAGCUGAUAUUAAAAUGCUCUCUCAAGAGCCCUCCCUCAAGUAAAGUUGUCUCAAGUCAUAUUGUUUCCGGCCUUGCAGCCUCAUUGAUAUUUCUCUCUCAAACAAACCAGGUUCUUGCGGCUGCUUUACCUCAUCACCACAACAUCUGCCAGCUUGCAAGUGCCAUGGAUAAUAACCCAACUCUUCCACUUGAAGAAGAUUCUGGCGAAAGAAAUGGGAAGCUGAUGAUGAUGAGAGGUAUGACAGCAAAGGAUUUUGAUCCUGUUAGAUAUUCUGGAAGAUGGUUUGAAGUAGCAUCACUCAAACGUGGAUUUGCUGGACAGGGUCAAGAAGACUGCCAUUGCACUCAGGGUGUUUAUACUUUCGACAUGAAAGCACCUGCUAUCCAAGUUGAUACAUUUUGCGUUCAUGGAGGGCCUGAUGGAUAUAUUACUGGUAUAAGAGGGAAGGUUCAAUGCCUUCCAGAUGAAGAUUUAGUGAAGAAUGAAACAGACUUAGAAAUGCAAGAGAUGAUUAAGGAGAAGUGUUUCCUUCGUUUUCCUACGUUGCCUUUUAUUCCCAAAGAACCUUAUGAUGUGAUUGCUACUGACUAUGACAAUUUUUCCCUUGUUUCUGGAGCAAAAGACAGAAGUUUCAUCCAGAUCUACUCAAGGACACCUGAUCCGGGACCUGAGUUCAUAGAGAAGUAUAAAGCAUACUUGGCGAAUUUCGGAUAUGACCCAAGCAAAAUCAAGGACACCCCACAAGACUGCCAAGUGAUGUCCGACAGUCAGCUAGCUGCUAUGAUGUCCAUGUCUGGGAUGCAACAGGCUCUAACAAACCAGUUCCCUGAUCUAGAACUAAAGGCUCCUGUUGAAUUGAACCCUUUUACAAGUGUAUUCGACACUUUGAAGAAGCUAGUUGAGCUUUACUUCAAAUAGAUGUAUAACUUGCAUAACUGGCAUUAUUCUUCUGUGCUUCAGCAAAAACUUAUAGAACACUUCAGACUAUCUUUCAUUCAUUGGUGUUCUUUCCCCUGCAAUCUAUCCAUGACAUUGUACAACCA
Molecule: messenger RNA, 1267 nt
Organism: Theobroma umbraticum
Lineage: Eukaryota; Viridiplantae; Streptophyta; Magnoliopsida; Malvales; Malvaceae
Gene: CHL
Product: chloroplastic lipocalin
Molecular function (GO): small molecule binding
Source: RefSeq, a predicted model, not a curated record